AUGGAGGGCAUCACCGCUCUUCUCAUAGCGGUCAAUACGACGUUCAUGAUCAUCGAGGGGCAGUAUUUGGGUGCGGAGAUCGGCAGUGAGAUCGGAGUAUAUUCCUAUUAUGGGUCUGACAGGUUUUCUGAAGAAGGAGUCGUGCUGACCUCUGACAUGUUCGGCACCAUUGAGGUCGUCUUCUGCGUACUGUUCACGAUCGAGCUGGUUGUGAGGCUCACCUUCCUGCGUCUCGACUUCCUGCGUGAUCCAUGGGGCUGGCUCGACACGGUAAUCGUGCUUACCACCGAUGCCACGGCUUUCUUCCCUGACCUCCUGGGGCAGGCGAUGCCAGUCAUGACCCUCCGCGUCACGCGACUGGCCCGGCUGCUGCGGAUCAUGAGGCUGGCGCGCUCGAUCACGGCGUUCGACUCGCUCUAUCUGCUGACGACAGCUCUCCGUGGGAGCAUAUAUACACUGGUGUGGGUCAUCGCUUUCCUGUUCAUCACUUAG
Messenger RNA from Prorocentrum cordatum, 492 nucleotides. NCBI's taxonomy places the organism in Eukaryota, Dinophyceae, Prorocentrales, Prorocentraceae. The record is from the annotation of a GenBank genome assembly.